AUGUACUUGAUGCGACGAGUCUCUUGGAAACCAAUUCAAUCAUUCCCUGUCAUUCAAUCCCGCACCAUGCGUCUGCCAUACGCCCCUUCCACUCCACCCGCCGAUGCGCCCGCCGACACGGCCGACAUCUAUGCCCGCAUCGCCGAGCGCAGGAAUCCCCGUCCCUUGAUUCCUCUGGACCUUUCCCUGCUCCACAGCCCACCUGUGGCAGAUGGCUGGAACAGCUUCAUCGGCGCCAUUCGCUCGCGCACUUUGGUUGACUCCGGGGUCAUGGAGUUGGCCGUUUGCCGAGUCGCCGUCCUCAAUAAUGCGAUCUACGAGUGGAAUGCUCAUGCGCCAUUGGCACUGAAGGGGGGUGUCAAGCCUGAGCAAUUACAUGCCGCUCGCGUCUUGCCAUCAACUGCGGAGGGCGAUGUCGCGGAAUUGGAAAAGAGCCCACUCACUCCGCAGCAGCGGGCUGUCCUUCGCUACACCGACCAGAUGACUCGCACCAUCACUGUGCAAGAUGAUGUUUUCGCCGAGCUGAAGACGGUUGGAUACGAUGACCGUGAGAUUGUCGAGCUCACAACUGGUAUUGCCGGAUACAACUGCGUGAGCCGAUUCUUGGUUGCGCUGGACGUCGGCGAGAACAACGCCCGUGAAAUGAAGAGUGUGGAGGAGAUUGCUGCUGCUUUAUAG
This is a messenger RNA of Penicillium olsonii, 678 nucleotides long. The record is from the annotation of a GenBank genome assembly. Lineage: Eukaryota; Fungi; Ascomycota; Eurotiomycetes; Eurotiales; Aspergillaceae.